UAAGAGAGUGAUCGCAGUGCCAUGGCAGUGCAAUAAAAAUAGUUGUCUGCACCUGGUGGGAGUGGCAAGCUGUCCGAGGGCUGCCCAGCACCGCUGUGUCAACAAAUGCCUUCGCUAUGGAAGGAUAAUGCGGAGAUAACGCGAAGCAACAAUCUAUUAAAAACUUGAUGACCCCGCGAUUAUCAGGUGCAAUAUGAAAUGGUUGGCUGUUGAGGCGGCGGAGUGUACCAAGGUGGGAAUACAUGUCACGACGCGUGUGUUUUGCUCAUACAUUUUAAUAGCUCGCGAAUGCGCGCGUCCUCGAUGGGCAACACCUGCAUUUAACAGUUUCAUUGUUUCAAGCCAAAUGCAUACUGAUUAUUCACAAACUCGGCCCAAACGGCGGUGCAGUACGUGCGUGCACCAGCAGCUGCUGCUAUGAUCGCGCGCUCAAUGCACAAACAGCUGUCAUAUGCGAUACAAAUAGAUGUGUGCAGUGGAUAUUUUUACGCUGACCUAAAUGGAGCGGGUGUUCGCAGUUGCUUUUGUUUGUUUUAGCUCUGAAAACUUUUUUAAAGACUAUUUUAGUAGAUACAUGCAUGCGCCUUCAAAUAGAUAUGUCCACACACGCGCGAGAUCAGCCGGUGUCGCAUUGACAAGUGCUCGAUAUUUGUGCACGUGUAUUUCACAUAUCUCAGAUCUGCGGUUUGGUGAUUCGUAGACGUAGUGAGUCAUGGGGUCGUUUCUGCGGCGAUGUCCUGCUGCCCUGCUGCUGCUGCUGCUGUUACUCGCGGCCAUCGUGUGCGCGACCCCCCGGCGUCCGAACAUCGUAGUGCUUCUCGCCGACGACCUCGGUUACGGUGACGUGGGCUGCUUCGGCAAUACCACCAUAUCCACGCCGAACAUAGACAGGCUGGCACGAAAUGGCGCCAUGCUGACUCAUCACACGGCAGCUGCGGCCGUUUGUACUCCAAGCAGAGCAGCGCUGCUCACGGGCAGGUACCCCGUUCGCUCAGGCAUGGAAAGCUACUUUAAGAACAAGGUGUUUAUAAUAGUCGCAGCAAGUGGCGGGCUACCUCCAAAUGAGACGACGUUCGCCAAGAUUCUUCAACAGCAAGGCUACUCCACAGGAUACAUAGGCAAGUGGCACCUGGGCUUGUACUGCACGUCCAAGAAAGACCCCUGCCACCACCCCCUGCGUCAUGGUUUCGACUACUUCUAUGGGCUACCCCUGACGAACCUCAAGGACUUUGGCACCAACAGUGGCAGCGUGGUCACCACAUAUAUUCCCAACCUCCUCCGCUUCUGCUACACGGCCAUGGCGCUUAGCGCUGCUCUCACCUACCUGCUCCUCCGCAAUGGAAGACCACUCCUUGCGUCGUUUGUGUUUACCCUCUUCUUCCUCGACCCCGCUGCAUUAAUUUUCUUCGUGAAGCACAUUCCAACACUCAACGGCGUGGUUAUGCGCAAUUUCGACAUAGUUGAGCAGCCCCUUCGGCUGCCGGGCAUGACGCAGAGACUUGUCGCCGAGUCCCAGCAGUUCGUGCGCUCUGCAGUCGCAGAAGGGAAGCCCUUCCUGCUCUUCCUCUCCUUCAUCCACGUGCACACGGCCCUGUUCUCGCACCCGUUCUUUGCCGGCAAGAGCGUGCACGGCCGCUACGGAGACAACGUUGAAGAGCUGGACUGGGCCAUUGGCAAGGUUACAGAACUGUUGCAGGAGACGGGCCAGACGAACAACACGUUUGUCUACUUCACCUCUGAUAAUGGCGGCCACAUCCAAGAGGUUGGAAUAAAUGGCGAGAGGGAAGGUGGCUACAAUGGCAUUUUCAGAGGCGGGAAGACCAUGGGAGGGUGGGAAGGGGGCAUUCGCGUGCCCACGGUAGUUUCCUGGCCGGAACACAUUCCCCGUGGCCACAAGAUUGAGGUGUCAACGAGCCAGCUCGACAUGCUGCCCACGGUGCUGGCACUGGCUGGGGCAGAGCCUCCUCGGGAUCGUAUCAUAGACGGCAGCAACAUACUCCCGCUGCUCCGCAACGAGUCCACAGCUGACUCGCACGAGUUCCUCUUCCACUACUGCGGCAUUCAUGUCCACGCUGUCCGCUACAUUCCUCGCGAUGGUUCUGGAGUGUGGAAGGUGCACUUCAUGAGCCCCGACCCUGCCCGCUGCACGUACGUCUGCCACUGCUACGGACACUACGUGCUGCGGCACGACCCACCACUCGUCUAUCACCUGAACUCCGACCCGUCCGAGUCACGGUCGCUUAGCGAACGCGACGAUCCUCGCGUUCCACGAGUGGUGGCGGCUGCCAGGGCGGCGAUUGCGAAGCAUAAGGCAUCAGUGCAAGGCGUACCACAGCAGUUUGACUUUCUCAACUCUGUCUGGCGUCCAUGGUUGCAGCCGUGCUGCAGCUAUCCAUUCUGCUCCUGCCAAGAGAACUUCACGCUCACCGCUUCCUUAUGAGCCAAGCUCCCAACGACGCGUAGGUGACCUGCACAAAUUCGUGUAGUGUAGACCCCAAGCGUGUGUGUGACAUCAGUGCCCCAAAGGAGGGGGGAUAGAUUUUUAAAAUUUUACGACUGCUCUCAUGACUGCAUUUAUGCACUGACACGAGAGCUUUGAACCACUUUUGUUUGCACCAUGGUGCCUGGACGACUGGUAGCCACGGUGGAAAAAAGUGCUGGGAAAAUUACACUGAGUAAAUGCACAUUUUUUUAAGGUGCAAAUUUUAUCCUCACAUCUUGUUUCUGGUAUUGAUAAUUGCUGGAAGUGAAGCGUUGUUGUUAGCACCUUUUUUGUUGUUGUUAUACCUGUUUUUGUGGUAUCUGAAUGGUGUCAACGAAAAACCACAUACAGAAAUGUAGUGCAGUCAUAUGUUGCAAAACUUGACUGUUACCAUGAAAUUGCUGAUGUAAGGGACCUCCCAGCAUUAUCCUCUAUAGCCAUCAAAUCACGUUUUGAUUUGUGGCUCUCCAGAAUAUUGCUGUGCCAAGGUAUUAGUGCGUAGGAAUCUCUCUUACUAAGCAAUGUCGUAGCAAUCCUGUCAGGCUCUGAGUGAUAUCAAUGCCCCUCUUAAUCUGAACACAAAGUGACGGCCGGUGACAUCAUUGCAGCUGUAUGCAAUGAUGUCAUUUGCAUUGGUAACCACCACGUGGUUUUAAGUAGCAAUGGCAUGGAAAAUAUUUCCAACCUAUUUUCAUCAUUGUGUUAGUAUGUCCGAUUCACACCACACAAUACGUAAGCUGCAUUCAUGGCUGUAUUUCGUUUCAUCUGUUUAUAACUAAAAGUGGAAACCGCACAGAUUGCAAUUCGGUUCCAACCACACUUUAAGCAUUACACGGUGGAGAAUAGGUGUAUCUCCAUUUUGUCAAGGGCCUAGACACACAAGAGGAAGAAAAGUCUAGGGAUUGUGCCUAGGUACUGCGGAUGCACUUUGCCUGGUUUGUCCCUAGCCAAGCUGCACCAUGCAACCACAGAUAAAUACUCCAGAAUACGCUCUCUCCUCACUCGUGGCGUAGCAGUUGCAGCACCUGCAAUUUGAUUGGGAGGCCCUUCAUUCGAAUCGCAUUAAUCGUCUGUGCUCCUUUAGUGGCUGCAGACCAAUGAAUAAUGACUCGUUGUUAGUACGGAUGUAUUUUAUUGUAUGCUUCGCCAUUCAAGAAACUGCAUCGGCCACUGCGAUCCCGUUUAGACGCAAGUUAAGUGCCGGUUCUGGUGUAGUGUGCGUUGCCAUCAGCUAGGGACGAAUGUAGUAAAGGGUGUCUUCCUCAGUAAUACCUAGGCGCAGCCCCCAGAUUUCUCUCUCACAACUCGUACAUGUGCACAAGUGUCAGGCAAAGGAGGCACAACUCUCGCGUGUUUGCGCCCUUGACAAAACGGAAAUACGCAGAGAAUAAAUGCAACUGUGCCUUGCUGAAAGUGCAAAAAUAUGUGGUUGUUUUGUUUUACCUGUUUUCAGACGGGCACUUUUGAUCGCCACUGAGCGCGAUCGGCAUAGGAUUUCUGAAUCGAUUGAUGCCUUUGCGCAGGCUGUUGGGAGGAGCCAAUUGUGAUUGAGAGAGAGAGCAUUUCUAACCUUGUCAUUGUCUUCAUUUUAUGCUCGUUGAUACUUUUCCAUGGAUAUGAACGAAUGAGCCAAUUCAAGGAGCUACAGCUUACCUGGUCUGUACACAACCACAGUGCAAACAAUCAGUGUGGCAUAUAUAUAUUCUCUGUGUUGUUCUACCAGUAUUGAUUCUAUUGCCCAUUCAGUUAGAAAGAUAAGUAUGUUUCUGGCUCGAUACUCUAGUCCGAAAUGAGCGUAGUUACAGGGGCCAUCUACCUCCCUCACAUAAAUGUUUACAAAACACUUGUUGCAGGUACAACCUCACUCUGUGGGUAUCCUUUAUUUCCACACUGCCUGGUUGCUGCAAACGUUACUGUUUGGUUACAUGUUAUGUUGUGAUUUUAUAAUAAACAUUUAUCUUACU
Messenger RNA from Dermacentor silvarum, 4446 nucleotides. Its product is annotated as steryl-sulfatase-like. The record is from RefSeq and is a predicted model, not a curated record. Gene Ontology annotation, molecular function: arylsulfatase activity. Lineage: Eukaryota; Metazoa; Arthropoda; Arachnida; Ixodida; Ixodidae.